Messenger RNA from Ilyonectria robusta, 789 nucleotides. RefSeq lists its product as uncharacterized. Lineage: Eukaryota; Fungi; Ascomycota; Sordariomycetes; Hypocreales; Nectriaceae. The record is from RefSeq and is a predicted model, not a curated record. The transcript has a single exon. The coding region runs from base 1 to 789 and encodes 262 amino acids.
AUGGGCCGCUACGACCUUGAAUACCCCAAAGAGGCCACUAACACGGUCAAGCGCCUCAACGACCGCGGUGUCUAUGCCCUCGAGUCAAUCCACCGCAUCGUCAACUCUUGCCAGAUCCUGCACGUCUCCUUCACCACGCCAUCCCAACCCUUCCCUGUCAUCCUCCCCAUGAUCGGCCAGAUGGGCUCAUUCGAACGUCCUAGCGCCGACCUUGGCGACCCCCUGGACCUCUACCUCCACGGAUACGUCUCCUCGCGCAUCAUGAAUCUCGGCCGAGCCGGCUCCGAGGGCGAGGAGGCCAAGGGGAUGCCCGUGUGUGUCGCCGCGUCCCAUGUCGACGGCCUUGUCCUUGCGAUAUCCUCAUUUUCUCACAGCUACAACUAUCGCUCCGCUGUGCUGUUCGGACAUGCCACGCUCGUGACAGAUGAGGCGGAAAAGAUGUAUGCCAUGGAACUCAUUACAGACAGCGUUGUCCCUGACCGCUGGCGCCAUACUCGCUUGCCGCCUACCAGUGCCGAGCUCCAGAGUACCGGUAUUCUCAGGGUUAGGAUUGCCUCCGGAAGUGCAAAAGUCCGCGCCGGCCAGGCCCACGACGAUAAGCACGAUAUGGAGAAUGAGACUGUGCGGGACUCGGUCUGGACUGGUGUCCUGCCUAUUCACCAGACCAUGAGCGAGCCAGUUGCGAGCCCGUAUAACCGCGCCGACGUGCCUGGCUACAUCUCUGACUUUGCUAAUGACUUCAACGGAGACAACAAGCAACUGUCUCUUGACGCCGCAAAGGACCAAUAA